CUUUUACUCCUGUCGAGAUCACACGAGCAGGGACAACGGCAGGCCAGCGUGUACUUUGACUUGGCUGCUGCCUGAACGAUGGCGUGUCGGCAGCUGAAUCAAAGCUUCGGCAGAUGGCGUGCCAAGACUUCUCUUUGAGCUAAUCAAUGGCGGACUGGUAUAGGAGUAUUAAUUAGUGGCCUCCUCCCCUCAUCUCUUGGCCACGCCUCUUCCAUGCAUAUGCGCGCGAUGGAUCCAGCUCCAGCUGCCAGCAAGAUGCUGUUCGACUCGCCGGCGUUCCGCGUCCACGGGGACGGCCGCGUGGAGCGCUUCUUGGGCACGGACACCACCCAGCCGGGCUUGGACGCCGCCACCGGCGUCACCUCCAAGGACGUCGUCCUCGACGCCGCCACCGGCGUCUCCGCCCGCCUCUACCUACCCGUGCUCCCCGAGGACGGGAGGCUGCCCAUCCUCGUCUACUUCCACGGCGGCGCCCUGGUCCUCGGCUCGGCCGCGUCCCAGAUGUACCACGGCUACCUCAACUCCCUCGCCUCCAGGGCCGGCGUCCUGGCCGUGUCGGUCGACUACCGCCUCGCGCCGGAGCACCCGAUCCCGGCGGCCUACGACGACUCCUGGAUAGCGCUCGCCUGGGCCGCGUCGAGGGCCGACCCGUGGCUGACGGAGCACGGCGACGCCGCGCGCAUCUUCCUCGCCGGCGACAGCGCCGGCGCCAACAUCGUCCACAACAUGGCCAUGAUGGCCGGCGGCACUGACCACGACGGUUUACCCGCAGGGGCGGUGGUGGAGCGUGCGAUCCUGCUGCACCCCAUGUUCGGAGGGAAGGAGGCGGUGGACGGCGAGGCGCCCCUCACGAGAGAGUACAUGGAGAAGCUCUGGACCCUGAUAUGCCCGCCGGAAAGCGAGCUAGGGGUGGACGACCCGAGGCUGAACCCGACGGCUCCUGGGGCGCCGAGCUUGCGCGCGCUGGCUGGCCGGAGGCUGCUGGUCUGCUCCGCCGAGAGGGACUUCCAGCGCGCGAGGGCCGCGGCGUAUUAUGAGGCCGUCAAGGGGAGCGGGUGGCCCGGCACGGCGGAGUGGGUGGAGUCUCCGGGGGAGGAGCACGGCUUCUUCCUCCUCCAGCCAGACCGCGACGAGUCAUCGGCACUCAUGGUUCGGGUCGUCGCCUUCCUCUCCGGCCAAUGAUCUUACAUACUUUUCUGGGUCAAUAAUAUAUAUUUUUGCCAGUCAAUACUCAAUAAGACGUUAUUAGUUUUAAAUUUUGGAAACAAAAUAAAUUCGGGCAACACCGAAAUAUGUGAAAUUUCGGAAAUUACUUUGAAUUUUGAGAUUUCACCUUUA
Molecule: messenger RNA, 1338 nt
Organism: Hordeum vulgare subsp. vulgare (domesticated barley)
Lineage: Eukaryota; Viridiplantae; Streptophyta; Magnoliopsida; Poales; Poaceae
Product: tuliposide A-converting enzyme 1, chloroplastic-like
Exons: 1
Coding region: 214-1182 (322 amino acids)
Molecular function (GO): hydrolase activity
Source: RefSeq, a predicted model, not a curated record